GGUCGAAGACGUCAUGUAUCUCUUAUAGAUCCAAACAUUAGUCUAUGAGACUCGUAAGGUGGGGAAUUAUUGUAGACAAUUACAGCACGGGCACCCCCAAUUGCAUCGUCUUCGACUGAUCUUCGAAUUCCCGGAGAAGCAAAGCUGUUCGCCUCGAGAUCCGGGAACGCGCCUCUCUUUUUUUGUCUCCGUUCCGAAUUUGUUCUUUUAUUGGCUUAAGAAUUCAUAUUUUCGUCGUCGGAAUCUCUGAUCGGCUGCAUACGAGAUUCAAUCGCUAUGGGCUUCUUGAUAACGACCCUGAUUUUCAUCGUGACAGGCGUCAUUGCCUCCCUCUUGAUCAGAAUUUGCUGCAACAGAGGACCUUCUGGAAAUCUGUUUCACUUAACACUGGUCAUUACGGCGACAGUGUGUUGUUGGAUGAUGUGGGCAAUUGUAUACCUUGCGCAGAUGAAACCACUAAUCGUUCCAAUCCUCAGUGAAGGGGAGUGAGGAGGUCUGCCGAAGAGCUACACACAGUGCUCCUUUUGAAUUGGCAUUUUGUAUUAUGGCUGGCUAGUGGUGAUUGUUACUGCAAAUCUGCCCCGUUUAGGAUUCAGAUGUUAUUGUUGGGAACUGAAGUCAGAUGGUUCAUCUCCUAAGAGAUCCUACGAUUGAUCUGAGCUAUGUUGUAUUCUGAUCCAACUUCCCCCUUUUCUCAUUUAUCAUUUGGAAACUCUGGGAUUGUUUUUAUCAGAGAUUGUGAAAUUACUGUCAUGGAAUAAAUGAUGGGAUAUAGAGUAUGAAUUUCA
This is a messenger RNA of Macadamia integrifolia, 788 nucleotides long. RefSeq names its product V-type proton ATPase subunit e1. Gene Ontology annotation, cellular component: proton-transporting V-type ATPase, V0 domain. The transcript is spliced from 4 exons. Gene Ontology annotation, biological process: proton transmembrane transport. Bases 277 to 489 code for a protein of 70 amino acids. NCBI's taxonomy places the organism in Eukaryota, Viridiplantae, Streptophyta, Magnoliopsida, Proteales, Proteaceae. Gene Ontology annotation, molecular function: proton-transporting ATPase activity, rotational mechanism. The record is from RefSeq and is a predicted model, not a curated record.